Molecule: messenger RNA, 1416 nt
Organism: Bipolaris victoriae FI3
Lineage: Eukaryota; Fungi; Ascomycota; Dothideomycetes; Pleosporales; Pleosporaceae
Exons: 1
Source: RefSeq, a predicted model, not a curated record
CUCCAAGCUCAACUGCAACUUGCUUCUUACGAGUACGAAACGCUUGAGCAGCGCUAUCGAAAGCUUGUAACAAGACAUGAGGAGCUGAGCAAGCUUUGCUGGGCAUACAGAGAUGUUAUCUGCGGCUUCUCAAGUGGCGAAGAGCAGGCAGCUAGCAUUGAGCAACUACGUGCUGAAGCUGGCCGUGAGGGCAUGCGUGCCAAAGCCCUCGAAGCCGACGUGCUUAAGCCAAUCAUCCGAGAAGCCGGAGGACUGCAAGCGCUCGUGUCGCAAAUGCAGUCUGUGCGGUCACUGAUAGAGAAGGUCGGUAGUCUUCCGGAGCUUGAAGAGCUGGUCUCGGAUGUGAACUCAUUCCGUAUCGGCUUGGAUGAGGUCGGGGGUCUCCAGGGUCUGUACGGCCUCAUCGCCGAAGCCAAGAAUUUACGGGAGCAUCAGCUUAUGUUUCGAGAGACGAAAUCCAGGAUCGAUGGACCUAAUGGACUCACUGCAAAGGCGACAAAGUAUGACAAGCUUGUGCAGGCUUUCAGUGAUGUGCAGGCUACAGAGGAGCGCACCGCUACAGCUGGGACCGCAACGAUUAACCCUGCACGAGCAACUCUCAUUGCCUCUGUACCACUCGAGAUGGACCCAUAUCGUGAUCUGUACGAAGCUCCUUCGGUCGAGAAGCCACACAACAAAACCGGUUCGAACAGUAUCCCCUUGGGGCCUGCACGCGUACAUGGACGAACAGCCAGUCACAUUGAUGAACAAUCAUCGUUGAAGCGAGAAUCGCUACAAGAUAUGGAGGAAGUGAUCAGCAAGCGCCCUCGAGUUGACAUUCAGCGUUUGUCAACUCGGAUACAAAAGUCCAUGGCGUCGUUUCAUAUGCAAAAGCCAGUAUAUGAUCGUCACAAGCAACUACCCGAACAUGAGGUACAAAGUCCUCGUGUCCACAACCGACAGUCUGGAAUUCCACCCCUCUUAGCUGCUGCUACUGAGAACAUUCAAUUACCUAAACCCAUGGUUGGUCGUUACCCGAUUGCCCUUUGGAUAGGUGACGCGGAUCCCUAUCUUCCGGAAUGGGCUGGGCAGAUAAAAAAGAGUAGCAAUAUUCCUGGGGAGCUCGGUAGACUUCUGACUACUGAACUGUCCAAGUACAUCACCGGUGCGGCCAGUCAGCUCUUCGACACGAUGCCACCGAACAGGGACACAUGCAUACUCCGAUACAUUCUAGAUGGUCAUAGGCCUUCAGGCCAACCGCAGGCGCGCAAGGCUUGCCCUUUGUGCUCAUCAACAUGGGUUAAGCAUCACCGUCCAUGCGCUUUGCUCCUCGAGGUCGAUGGUGUUCGUACCGUGGUGUUCAUGCCAGUUCCUGGCAGACCUGGUGAGCACACACACUGGACCGAGAAGAAUCAUUGGGUAAAGGGCACUGAAUAG